Molecule: messenger RNA, 1344 nt
Organism: Lachancea nothofagi CBS 11611
Lineage: Eukaryota; Fungi; Ascomycota; Saccharomycetes; Saccharomycetales; Saccharomycetaceae
Source: the annotation of a GenBank genome assembly
AUGGAACAGUUGAAUGAGAUCGGCCAGCUGUUGCUGGUACGAUCACAAGAGACGUUGCAACGUUUAGACGGGUGCAUAGAUAAGCAGCGAAGAUUGUAUGAGUGUCGGAAUGUGAGCGAGAAAGCCUCGGAAGAUUCCAGGAAUAACCUCGAGCAUCAUUACACGUAUUUGGGCCAGCUCAAUGCACUUUAUUUCAAAACUCAGAGCCUGAAGAGCGGUGGGUGUAGCAUUGACGCGAGUGACGAGGGUCUCUCGUUCGCCGCUCAAAGUGUGAUUGCCGAGUUCGAGCGCCUAACAAGAGAUUUGCAGGAAAGAACAAGUCUCACGGUGGAUAUUGAUGCUUCUCCCCGCUCCACUCUUUCCUUUCAGCCCAAACCACUCAAAAUUAUACAGCGCAAGCUGGCACAGCGGGCGCCCUCGCCAAUUGAAACCACAUCAUUUCGUGCCUGUUCGUACCCAGAUAAAAGUUGCAAAAGCAUAAGCAGCACUCCUGACAGCUUUUACUACAACCAUCACAUAUCAGCACCAAAUUCUUGUAAGUCGAGUCCGGCACGCUCUAUAGCCGAGAGAUUGGAGCCAAGGUUCAUAAGGGGUGCUAUAUCUUGUGAUGCCGGCCUUAACAGACAGACUAACCCUCACGAAAAUAGGCUCAGCUUUUUCAGAGACCGACAAAGACUAUCAAUAUCGUUCAUUGAGGAUGAUGAAUACUCAUCAGAUGAGGAGACAGUCAUAUCGCCAAGCCCAGUGGCAACACCUUUUUUGAAAAGCAAUACACGCGCAGGUUCGAGUUCGUUGCGAAAAAUGAUGCUGAAAGAAUCACCGCCCUCUCGACAAUCAUUCAAACUUGAGGAGCCCCAAAAUCAUACUUCUCAUCUUCCGCAUUUAUUACCUAAAAAUCUCACCAUGGCGCAGUGCGAUCUUACAUCUAUCAAUUAUCGGCCAGUGGGUUCCACCGAAUCUUCAGUUAACAAAAUAAAUGAUUCCAGAAGAUUGUUAGCCAAGCUUGCAGCAUCAGAAUCAAAGAAGAAAACCAAAAACUGGUUUAGUGACACUCAAAGUUCUGGUCUUUCGUUCCUUAAGUCAAUCAAAAGUUUCAACAACCAAGUGCUGGUCACUCCGGAAACAGGCUUUGAAACGAACGAUGGGCCCAAGGCAACAAGGGUGUUGAGACAGGCGCGACCGUUGUUGCAAACUACACGACCAUCGCGAGCGUCUGGUACCAUCGUGAUUCACGGUUCCAGUGGGUCAAGAUUCAUUACAGCACCCCGAGAGACUGAACUUCACUUCAAGAUAUCGCACGACGCACUGCGAGAGGCCCUAAAUACUGAGUUAAACUGUCAAUAA